Molecule: messenger RNA, 1516 nt
Organism: Sorghum bicolor (sorghum)
Lineage: Eukaryota; Viridiplantae; Streptophyta; Magnoliopsida; Poales; Poaceae
Product: B-cell receptor-associated protein 31
Exons: 3
Coding region: 491-1144 (217 amino acids)
Biological process (GO): intracellular protein transport; endoplasmic reticulum to Golgi vesicle-mediated transport
Cellular component (GO): endoplasmic reticulum membrane; endoplasmic reticulum
Source: RefSeq, a predicted model, not a curated record
CGAACACUCUCUCUCUCACUCCCACACUCCUCCCACACCCCCAAUCCGCCUGCACGGUGCACUCCUCCCUCCCCUCCCCGUCGCCUUUCGCCGCCGUCUUUUGCUCUAACGCUUCGCCUUUCGAUCCCCUUUCAGACUUCUUUUAGCAUCAUCCCUAGUCCUCGCCCGGACUCCGCAGAUUCUUUGAUUGCUCCGAGUUCUUCGCCUGGUUUUGAGGGCAAGACCAAGAAAAGGUGGUGAUUUCAUUUCCUGCCCGUCGUCUCCAAUCUCUCUCCCCACCAAAUUUCUGAUUUUUUUCCGCCGCCGCAAACCUCCGCUCCUGUGCCACACCGCCAUUCCAUUCCAGUUGGGCGCUAAAGAAAGGAAGGAAGCGAGGCCGGCUGUUUCGCUGAAAUCCCGCCGCCUUUUUUUUUCUCUGGACCACCAAGGUCCGGUUGAAGAAUCGUAGCAGAUUGUGUGAGAGAGGAGCGGCGGCGGCCGGUCGGUCGGUAUGAUUCACCUGCUCUUCCUCGUGUUGUUCGCGGAGGGCGCGGUGGCGCUGCUCCUCAUGGUCAAGGUCGGCCCGCUGCGGGAGCUGGCGAUGCGCGGCGUGGACCAGGUGAAGACGGGCAAGGGCCCGGCCACCGUCAAGACGCUGGCGUGCACGCUCUCGGUCAUCCUCAUGUCCAACGUCGCCAGCAUCCUCAAGAUCCAGAAUAGGGGGCUCAAGCUCGGCACAGUCAGCCCCAUGGACCAGGUGCUCUGGAGGACGCACCUCCUCGAGGCAUCCCUCAUCGGAUACACACUAUUCCUUGCAUUUGUAAUUGACCGGUUGCACCACUACCUCCGAAAGCUGAUGACACUAAGGAAAACAUCCAGCACAUCCAGAGAGGAGGUUGAGAAACUUCAGAUGGAGAACCGGUCCCUCCGCGAAAAGGAGGAGAAAUCCUCCAGCGAAACGAAGAAGCUUCAGCGAGAGAUUGCAAAGCUGAAUGAGAGCAUGAAGAAGCUGAAAUCUGAGACGGAAGAGCACGAGAGGAAGGCAUCGGUAGCAGAGGCCCAUGUCAACGCGCUGCAGAAGCAGUCAGAGGAGCUGCUCCUGGAGUAUGACCGGUUGCUGGAAGACAACCAGAUUCUGCAGACUCAGCUACUUAGCAGAGCCUAAGCUAUGAGGGAAGCUGAUAGUGCAGCUUCAGUUGUUUGUUAGCAAGACUCUUGCCAGAUGGUGUCAGAGAGCCAAGGACUUACCCGGUUCUGAAUGAUUACAUGCCGCAGUUCUAAAUUUCGGCAUGUCCAUGUGAUUCUUGGCAUCCAUGUUGUUCUUAAUUUAUGAUCUUGUUGAUGUAUGGAUGCAGCUGUAUUUUAGAGUUUUUGUUUCUUCCUUUUUUGAUGGAUGGUGGUACAUGAUGUAAUGUAAGAGCUAGGAACGAAGGGACGUACUUGAGGAAUUUGGUAGUGAAGGCACCCAGAAUGUGCUUGAAAAAAUUGGAGUGGUAUGUUGUGAUUUGAGAACGAAGAGGAGCUGUGUCCUGGGAUU